This is a messenger RNA of Erigeron canadensis, 2352 nucleotides long. RefSeq lists its product as uncharacterized. NCBI's taxonomy places the organism in Eukaryota, Viridiplantae, Streptophyta, Magnoliopsida, Asterales, Asteraceae. The record is from RefSeq and is a predicted model, not a curated record. Bases 599 to 2137 code for a protein of 512 amino acids. The transcript has a single exon.
GAUGAUGAGGAUGGUGAAGACAAUUAACAGUAAUACUCAAAGUCCAACUAUAUAUCUUAUAGUUAAUGCUUAUCCUAAAAGGUAUUCUUCCAAGAUCCCUUCUGAUUUAGUCCUUUUCUUGGGCCUUGGCUUCAUUGACUGGUAGCUUUUUUUAAUUACAUAUAUAUAUAUAUAUAUAUUUUACUUCAAAUAUAGUCAUAAAUCUUGAGUCUUUUUUGAAUUUUAUGUUUGGGGUAUAAAUACCUAGAAAAAUCAUCUUGUUUGUGAAUUUUGUACAUCAAGAUUCAUGCUUUAUUAGAAACCCAGAUGUAAUUUGUAUAUGGGUGUUUCAGCUAUUGCUUUGUGAAGAUAUUUGUUGCCGAUUAUUAUAUAAUAAUAAUAAUAAUUAAAAAAAAAGUUUGGAUUUUUUUGAUAAAAAUCUUGAAAAAUUGGGGCUUUUUUUUUAGCUGUUGUUUAGGUUAUUUUUAUAGUAUGUAGAGGGUUGUAAAGAUAUGGUUUUGAUGGAUAAUUAGGCAUGUUUGUGUGAAAAUGAGUGUUGUGAUGAAGAACACGAACCCACGAUCUCAAUUGGUAGCAAUUAGGAGUGUAAUUUCGUGAGAUGGGUGAUUCUCCUCUCACGAGUUUUUUAAUGUUAAAUCAUAACCAUCAUCAUCAUCAUCCUUCAACUCUUUUGUCAAUGGAUUCAAGUGCGUCGUCUUCCCAUGAUGAUUUAGACCUCGAGAUGAGUCAUCAGGUCAACCCUGCCUGUCCUCCUGAUAUUAAUUUGCCUUUGUCGGUUGAGAGAAGCUCCCCACCUCAAUCAUGGAAUCAAGAGCAGUGUGAAGUUCUAGAUGUUGGAGUUGGUCUAAUGUCACAUCUGUAUGAAACCGAGAGCUUCCUUAACGUGUCAAAAGUUGGGAGGAAAUGUGCGAAAAGAUUAGAUAGCAUAUGGGGUGCUUGGUUUUUCUUUAGUUUUUAUUUUAGACCGGUCUUAAAUGAAAAAUCUAAGGCAAAGAUUGUGAGAGAUAGUAACGGGGUUUCAGGGUUUGAUAAAGCUGACCUCAAUCUUGAUGUAUUCAUGGUUCAGCAUGAUAUGGAAAAUAUGUAUAUGUGGGUGUUUAAAGAAAGACCGGAAAAUGCUUUGGGUAAGAUGCAGCUUAGGAGUUACAUGAAUGGGCACUCCCGGCAAGGAGAGCGACCAUUUCCUUUUAGUGCCGAUAAGGGUUUUGUCCGUUCUCACAGAAUGCAACGCAAGCAUUACAGAGGGCUUUCGAAUCCUCAGUGUGUUCAUGGUAUUGAGGUUGUUACUUUGCCCAACCUUGCGAUGCUUGACGAAGAGGAACUUAAAAGAUGGACAGAACUCACCGGAAGGGAUCUGAAUUUCUUGAUCCCACAAGAAGCUAGUGAUUUCAGUUCAUGGAGAAAUCUUCCCAGCACUGAGUUCGAACUCGAGAGGCCACCUACCAUAAAGAACAACUCGAAUUCUCAAUCUAAAAAAUUACUCAAUGGAUCAGGUUUAAAUUUGUCAACUCAACCCUCCAUCCACAGCAAUGGGGAUGCACGUGUGAUGGACCUUUCACCUAUUGGCAGCAAGAAAAGGAAAGACUUGUUCCCACAUGGAAAUGAAGAAGAUAUCAGUUUGACAGUUAACCAUCCUCCAGCAGAUAGAUUACCAAAUUUGGAAGUGAAUCCAAAUGAGCCGUAUUGGUUGAACGAGUUCAGUGGGGUUGUAAGGAAAGCCUGUGGACCAGUGACAGCUGCAAAAACAAUAUAUGAAGAUGAUGAAGGUUACUUGGUUGUCAUAAGCUUGCCAUUUGUAGAUCUUCAAAAGGUUAAAGUUUCAUGGCGCAACACCCUUACGCAUGGAAUCAUUAAGGUAUCUUGUAUAAGCGUAUCACGUGUGCCAUCUAUCAAAAGAAGAGACCGCACCUUUAAGCUUACGGAUCCCUGUUUGGAACACUGUCCUCCUGGAGAAUUUGUCAGAGAAAUUCCGCUUUCCACUCGCAUUCCUGAAGAUGCUAAUAUAGAAGCGUAUUAUGACGGUCCUGGAACAGUGCUAGAAAUUUUGGUCCCAAAGCUCCGGGAGGGUCCUGAAGAACAUGAAGUGCGUGUUUGUCUUCGCCCUCAUCUUGUUGGUAACGAUCUUAUGUUGACAUGAAGAUAUGCAUCUUUGGAGAUUGUUUGAGGUAAUUUAUGGUAGAUCGUGGUUUCUAGUUUAGCAAUCUUAGUAUGUAAUGUGUGAUAUAAUAUUUAAAGUCUCAUAGCCAAUCAUUUAUUAGCAUCAUGGAUUGGUUGCUAGAAUAAUUCCAAGCUGUAGCAACAUUGAUUAUCGUAUUAUAUAUUCAAUAGUAAUUGAAAUAUCUGUUGGAUCUA